This is a messenger RNA of Mycena indigotica, 1353 nucleotides long. RefSeq lists its product as uncharacterized. Lineage: Eukaryota; Fungi; Basidiomycota; Agaricomycetes; Agaricales; Mycenaceae. Gene Ontology annotation, molecular function: L-ornithine transmembrane transporter activity. Gene Ontology annotation, biological process: mitochondrial L-ornithine transmembrane transport. The coding region runs from base 1 to 1353 and encodes 450 amino acids. The transcript has 11 exons. The record is from RefSeq and is a predicted model, not a curated record.
AUGCCCUCAAGCCCCCCAACAUUGACAUCCACUCUCACCACAGACAAAUCUAGGCCUGAAAAGAACAGUUCUGACUCUCAGGCGAAUAGCUUUCAAGCAGCCGUAGCUCGGACUGCAACAAGAGCUUUAGGUCUCUAUUUUUCGCGUCCUGUGCGGCUUUUUAGGCCACAAAAGAUUAGCGGAUGGCACUCUUUGCGAGGACUGGCAGCUCAGGAAGGUCUUUCCAUUUCACCCACCUACCUCAGAGCACUCGUGAAAUCUGAAGGAUUUCUCGUUAUCCCUAAACACUUUCUACCACCAAUGGUGGUAAAUGCGUUACUCGGGACUGUUCUUUGGGCUACCUACUCAAAUGCAUCAGCUACCAUACACCCUCAUAUUUCUCAUCCCAUUGGUAAUGCGGCUAUUGCUGGAGCUGUCGCUGGCGGGACUCAGGCCCUGCUCGGAGCCCCUACAGAGAACGUAAGACUUCUCAUAGAAGGGGGUGCUAGUCAGAAUUCUUGGUCCCAUGCCUGGAAAGAGGUGUUUCGUGGAACUGCGAUUCCGUCAGCGUCACGGCACGACACAAUCGAAGAUGCCAGGCAGUUACGAAGGUGGAUGAAUGAGGUUGGGCAGAUGGCAGGGAGAGGAUGGGACGGUCUCGGGUAUACGCUCGGAAAAGACAUAAUAGGUUUCGCUGCUUUCUUUGCUAUCUUCGAGGUCACUCGACGAAUGGCGCUACAAGUGCGAAUACGUGCUCGGAGUUUGGAAACACUUCCAGACAGCACCCGUCUUCCACAGUUAUUGUAUGGUGUCACCCUUGUGACUGGAGGGGUUGUCGCUGGACUUUCUUACGAAAUUAUCGGAAGACCUUGGGAGGCAGCUAGACAUGCUAUACGACUAGAUCGCCUCACAAAUGCAGAACGCCGUUCAGCCUUCGCGGUCCUUUCACAUAAGAUACGAGAAGAAGGGUUCUUCUGUCUGUUGCGUGAUCUUUCGUCGGCAAAUGCCACCAGUACAUCCCCCUCGAGCAGUGGCGUUUAUCGGAGGGUAUAUGGCCUACUUCGCACAUUUGCGCGCGUUGGGCCAUGGGGACCUAUGAUGACGACCGUGCAGAUAACAUACGGGCUUCCUCCCUCACUCUGUCGUUACCAUAACCUUCGACCCUGCUUAGGAAGCUCCUCUUCCCUCAUCCUUCCAAGUAGACAGCUCUGCGCUGGUGCCAACCCGGUGUUUCUCCGCUGUGCUGGUCACAGACCAGUCAGAUGGCUCAAACGUGGUCUUCCAGCAUCGACAGUGCGGAUAGAAGGCGUUGGUUUUGUGAAACUUUCGAGCUCCGCGCAUGGAGAAGCGUGGAUUGACCUUGAUUGUCUUUGA